UUCGACAUUCUUCGUUUGGGUGUGACUGACAAACGUCAAACGCUGUUUACGGUUCGUUUUUUCCCCCUCGUAGCCCAUUUACGUUGUUUUUGUGCCUUUUGCGGGUUUCGGGUGUACGCGCUUUUCCACCCUGCACACAGAAUCUCAUCCCAGUUUUCCAAUCCUCCCGAUAUUUCCCCACACUGCCACCUGAUUGUAUAAUUUCCCUUGCUGUGCAAACGCCACACAAGCCAUGGACUACUCGAAGCUCUUGCCAUUGGUCGCGGUGCUGCUGAUCGGGCUCGUUGGCGAAUGUGCCGCUCACGAGUGUUACGUCUGCUCGAACCAGACCGGCAACACGGAGAAGUGUCUCAACACGGUCAAGAUCUGCCAGCAGGGCGAGGACGCCUGCCUGACGGAGAUCCGGUGGGGCAGCACGCCAUACUUUUCGCUCGGCGCCCAGAAGCAGUUUUACGUGUCGAAGCGCUGCGCCAAGAAGGAGAUCUGCCAGCGCAUCCGCACCAAGCACAUGCCGUACUGUACGCACAUCUGGUACGAGGACUGGACCUGUUCCGCCUGCUGCCUCGGCGACCGCUGCAACUACUACGUGAUCGUGAGUAGAGAGGAGGGACGGGGGCGUUGGGGUGUGCCAUUGACUCAUAGGUGUGAUCGUUUCCAUUACAGAGUGCCGCGCCCACGGCUAUGCUGUCGACCGUGCUCGCCACACUGGUGGCCCUCGGUGUGUUACUGCGAAGCGUUAUGGCUAGCUGAAAAUUGGACGUAGAGCAGUGGGAAGCACCGGUGGGAAAACAAAUCCAGCGAACAUCGGCUGCUAGCACCUUCAAUCCAUCUCUUCGUACAUUCCAUCCGCAAGUAAGCAAUCGUCAGUAUUCAGUUGCACUUUUCUAUCGAAUCUAUUGCGCGUAAGAGUAAGUAAGAAGCUCGUCCUUUUCCCUCCCCAAACGAUAGACAGACGCAAACAAUCGUGCCUCUAGCGAUAGGUAAAAGUAGUUAUAGUGAUUGCAGCCGUACGUGAACCCCUACGCACGGGGCAACUAAAGUUAAUCGCCUUAAAUGGUGUAUGAAACGUAUCCGUCCAAUUAUUUUUCUAUGUAUACAAAUUCUUCUUGACCGCUCUCAGAACCAGAUAAGGUCAUCGCUGUUGAAAUAUACCAACACGUGUAACAGUAA
Anopheles gambiae (African malaria mosquito) is the source of this 1170-nucleotide messenger RNA. RefSeq lists its product as uncharacterized. Bases 233 to 763 code for a protein of 176 amino acids. The transcript is spliced from 2 exons. The record is from RefSeq and is a predicted model, not a curated record. NCBI's taxonomy places the organism in Eukaryota, Metazoa, Arthropoda, Insecta, Diptera, Culicidae.